AUGGAAGGUAGUGACGCAAUUAGAAUAAGCAGUGCACGUUUAAGUAGCUCGAAUAUAUGGAGGAACAGUGGGUUGGAUGUUUUCUCCAGGUCCUCCAGAGAAGAAGAUGAUGAAGAGGCAUUGACAUGGGCAGCCAUAGAGAAACUUCCAACUUGUCUUCGUAUAAGGAGAGCCAUUUUGACAGAAGAAGAAGGCUCUAAAGAGAUUGAUGUAGAGAACCUUGGAGAAUUAGAGAAAAAGAAUCUUCUCGAGAGACUGGUGAAAAUUGCUGAGGAAGACAAUGAGAAGUUCUUGCUGAAGCUCAGGAAGCGAAUGGACCGAGUUGGUAUUAGUCUUCCUACGAUUGAAGUUCGUUUUGAACAUUUGAAUGUUGAUGCACAAGCCCACGCUAGCAGUAGAGCACUGCCAACAAUCUUCAAUUUCACUGUCAAUAUUCUAGAGAGCUUCUUCAAUUAUCUCCACAUUCUACCAAAUAGGAAGAAAAAGCUCACAAUCCUUCGGGAUGUCAGUGGAAUUAUCAAGCCCGGAAGAAUGACCUUGCUUUUAGGCCCACCUAGUUCUGGGAAAACCACUUUGCUCUUGGCUUUGGCUGGGAAACUUGAUUCAGAUCUGAAGGUCUCUGGAAGAGUGACAUAUAAUGGCCAUGAAAUGAAGGAAUUUGUACCAGAAAGGACAUCGGCUUAUAUAAGUCAAUAUGAUCUUCAUAUGGGAGAACUAACUGUCAGGGAAACACUAUCUUUUUCGGCAAGAUGUCAAGGGGUUGGACCUCGUUAUGAAAUGUUGGUAGAAUUGUCAAGAAGAGAGAAGGAAUUAAACAUUAAACCAGACCCUGAUAUUGAUGUUUUCAUGAAGGCAGCAUCACUUGAAGGGCAAGAGGCCAGCGUUAUAACAGAUUACAUUCUCAAGGUUUUGGGACUUGAAGUGUGUGCGGAUACCUUGAUUGGUGAUGAAAUGAUAAGAGGGAUUUCUGGAGGUCAAAGAAAGAGAGUUACAGCUGGAGAAAUGAUGGUUGGACCAGCCAGGGCACUUUUCAUGGAUGAAAUAUCAACAGGAUUGGACAGUUCUACAACUUUCCAAAUUGUGAAUUCAAUUAAGCAGUCAAUCCAUAUUCUUGAAGGGACUACUGUUAUCUCACUCCUGCAGCCUGCACCAGAAACCUAUGACUUAUUUGAUGAUAUAAUCCUUCUGUCAGAUGGCGAGAUAGUCUAUCAAGGCCCUCGUGAAAGUGUAUUAGAGUUCUUUGAACACAUGGGUUUCAAAUGUCCCGAGAGAAAAGGAGUUGCUGAUUUCUUACAAGAGGUGACAUCAAAGAAAGAUCAAGAGCAGUACUGGGCACAAAGGGAUGAACCUUAUAACUUUAUUUCCUCUAGGGAAUUUUCAGAAGCGUUUCAGUCAUUCCAUGUUGGACGAAAACUAGGUGAUGAACUUGCCAUUCCAUUUGACAAAGCCAAGGGUCACCCAGCUGCUCUAACUACUAAGAGGUAUGGGGUUAGCAAAAAGGAGCUCCUGAAGGCAUGCACAGCAAGAGAGUACUUGCUUAUGAAGAGAAACUCAUUUGUCUACAUAUUCAAAAUGAUACAACUUAUCCUUAUGGCAUCCAUAGCAAUGACUGUGUUUCUACGAACUAACAUGCACAAGAAUACAACAACGGAUGGUGGAAUUUUUGUGGGUGCCCUGUUUUAUUCCAUUGUUAUGAUAAUGUUCAAUGGAUUCUCUGAGCUUGCCCUGAGCAUUCUGAAGCUUCCUGUUUUCUACAAACAGCGAGACUUUCUCUUCUUCCCAGCAUGGGCAUAUUCUCUCCCAACAUGGAUCCUCAAGAUCCCAAUAUCCUUCGUCGAAGCCAUAGUUUGGUCAUGUAUGACUUACUAUACGAUUGGAUUUGAUCCAGACAUUCAAAGGUUCUUUAGACAUUUCUUUCUACUUGUAUGUAUUAACCAAAUGGCGUCAGCAUUAUUCCGGUGUAUGGCGGCAAUAGGAAGGAACAUCAUAGUUGCAAACACUGCUGGUACAUGUGCAUUGGUGACAGUUCUUGUUCUUGGGGGAUUCGUUUUGUCAAAAGAUGAUAUUAAGAAAUGGUGGAUAUGGGGUUACUGGCUCUCUCCACUUAAUUAUGCACAGACUGCUAUUAGUGUCAACGAAUUUCUUGGAAAAAGCUGGAGCAAGGUUCCUCCUGGUGCCAUAGAGCCAUUAGGUGUGUUAGUCUUAAAGUCUCGUCGUAUCUUCACAGAAGCAAAGUGGUAUUGGAUUGGCUUAGGGGGUUUAAUUGGAUAUAUCCUAGUUUGCAAUUAUCUUUUCACCCUGGCACUAACUUAUCUUAACCCAUUUGGGAAAUCUCGGGCAGUUGUACCUCAAGAAAACUCAGAUGAGAGUCAAGACAGCACACGAAGUAAGCUUAUUGAGUUAUCUUCAGGAAGAAAAAGAGCUUCUGAAAGGGACAAUGAAGUUGGAAGAAGCGUUUCUUCCAGAUCUAUCUCAUCCGGAGUGGGAAGUACCAAUGAGGUUAACCAAAACAGAAAAAAAGGGAUGGUUCUACCUUUUGAACCUCUAUCUAUCACUUUUGAUAAUAUCAGAUAUGCAGUAGAUAUGCCACAGGAAAUGAAAGCUCAAGGUGUUACUGAGAGCCAGCUAGAGCUUUUAAAAGGUGUAAGUGGUGCUUUUCGACCAGGAGUUUUGACAGCUCUAAUGGGUGUCAGUGGGGCGGGUAAGACCACACUAAUGGAUGUCUUGGCUGGAAGAAAAACAGGAGGAUAUAUUGAUGGAAGGAUCUCCAUAUCAGGGUAUCCAAAGAAGCAAGAAACUUUUGCUCGUAUAGCAGGAUACUGUGAGCAAACUGAUAUUCACUCCCCCCAUGUUACUGUAUAUGAGUCCUUACAAUACUCUGCCUGGCUCCGGUUGCCUCCUGAAGUUGAUGCUGCAACGAGAAAGAUGUUCAUUGAAGAGGUCAUGGAGCUUGUUGAGCUGAAUCCAUUGAGGGAAGCACUAGUUGGAUUGCCCGGAGUUAAUGGCCUUUCAACCGAGCAGCGCAAAAGGCUGACUGUUGCUGUUGAGCUGGUAGCUAAUCCAUCUAUAAUUUUCAUGGAUGAACCAACCUCAGGGCUGGAUGCGAGGGCAGCUGCAAUUGUUAUGAGAACAGUAAGGAACACAGUGGACACAGGUCGAACUGUUGUAUGCACAAUCCACCAGCCAAGCAUUGACAUCUUUGAUGCUUUUGAUGAGCUUCUCCUCCUAAAACGAGGUGGCGAGGAAAUAUAUGUUGGUCCAUUGGGGCGACAUUGUUUGAAGCUCAUCAACUAUUUUGAGGGAAUCCCUGGAGUCAAUAAAAUUAAAGAUGGUUAUAAUCCUGCAACUUGGAUGUUAGAGGUUACUUCAGCAGCACAAGAAGUGGCCCUUGGCAUUGACUUUGCAGAAGUGUAUAAAAACUCAGAAGUAUAUAGGAGAAAUAAGGAAUUGAUCAAGGAACUCAGUACACCUGUUCCAGGCUCCAAGGAUUUAUACUUCCCAACUCAGUAUUCCCAGUCCUUCUUCAUCCAGUGUAUGGCUUGCCUCUGGAAACAGCACUUGUCAUAUUGGCGAAAUCCACCAUACUCAGCAGUCAGAUUCUUGUUUACAACCUUCAUAGCAUUAAUGUUUGGUACAAUUUUCUGGGAUCUUGGCUCCAAAAGGAAGAGUAAGCAAGAUAUCUUCAAUGCAAUGGGGUCGAUGUAUGCUGCUGUCAUAUUUCUCGGAGUGCAAAAUGCUACAUCAGUGCAGCCUGUUGUUGCUAUAGAGAGAACAGUCUUCUAUAGGGAAAGAGCUGCUGGAAUGUAUUCAGCAUUGCCAUAUGCUUUUGGACAGGUCGUGAUCGAGAUUCCAUAUAAUUUCGUUCAAACGCUCAUAUAUGGCAUCAUAAUAUAUGCGAUGAUUGGAUUCGAGUGGACAGUUGCCAAGUUCUUUUGGUAUCUAUUCUUCAUGUUUUUCGCUUUAGUAUACUUCACAUAUUACGGGAUGAUGACGGUGGCUGUUACUCCAAAUGCAAAUAUUGCUGCGAUAGUUUCAUCUGCAUUCUAUGCAUUAUGGAAUCUUUUCUCAGGAUUCAUGAUCCCAAAACCUAGGAUUCCAGUGUGGUGGAGAUGGUACUACGACUUGUCUCCAGUUUCUUGGACACUGUAUGGGUUAGUUGCUUCACAGUUUGCAGACAUAGAGCAUGAUCUUGACACCAAUGAAACCGUGAAACACUUCAUUGAGAGUUACUUUGGAUUCAAACAUGACUUUGUGGUAUAUGUUGCCAUCAUUCAUGUGGGAAUUUCUGUUCUUUUCGGCUUCAUUUUUGCCUAUUCAAUCAAGGCAUUUAACUUCCAGAAAAGAUAA
Coffea eugenioides is the source of this 4347-nucleotide messenger RNA. RefSeq names its product pleiotropic drug resistance protein 1-like. NCBI's taxonomy places the organism in Eukaryota, Viridiplantae, Streptophyta, Magnoliopsida, Gentianales, Rubiaceae. The transcript is spliced from 24 exons. Gene Ontology annotation, molecular function: ABC-type transporter activity; ATP binding; ATP hydrolysis activity. The record is from RefSeq and is a predicted model, not a curated record. The coding region runs from base 1 to 4347 and encodes 1448 amino acids. Gene Ontology annotation, cellular component: membrane.